Rubroshorea leprosula is the source of this 1741-nucleotide messenger RNA. NCBI's taxonomy places the organism in Eukaryota, Viridiplantae, Streptophyta, Magnoliopsida, Malvales, Dipterocarpaceae. The record is from the annotation of a GenBank genome assembly.
CUCUGUUUGCCGAUCUCACAACUGGGUUUCAAGAAAUGAGUUUGUGCGGCGGGAGUGUUCACCACCACCACCACCACCACCACCACCACCACCACCACCACCGCACUCACCUCUUUCAAAAUUAACUUCCUCCAUCCUCUGUUUGCCGAUCUCGCAGCUGGGUUUCAAGAAAUGAGUUUGUGCGGCGGGAGUGUUUCUGCGGCAGACUUCACCGGCCAAACCAACUCAAUUCCCAUGCCCGUAGGACAACACAGUUUGAAAUUUUCAUUUCUACAAGCAAGCAGAAGUAAGAAUAGGAGGAACGUCGCCCGUGGUCCUUUGCAGGUAGUAUGUAUGGAUUACCCAAGACCAGAGCUUGACAACACUAUUAAUUUGUUGGAAGCUGCUUCUCUAUAUUCAUCUUUCUGUACUUCCUCUCGACCGGCAAAGCCACUCAAAGUUGUAAUUGCUGGGGCAGGUUUAGCUGGUUUGUCCACUGCAAAAUAUUCGGCAGAUGCACGUCACAAGCCUCUGUUGCUGGAAGCAAGAGAUGUUCUAGUUGGUGCUUACCCAAAUAUUUGGAACCUGUUCGGAGAACUUGGCAUCAAUGAUUGCUCGAAGUGGAAAGAGCAUUCUAUGAUAUUUGCAAUGCCAAAUAAACCAGGAGAGUUCAGCCGGUUUGAUUUCCCAGAAGUUCUACCAGCAACUUUCAAUGGAAUAUGGGCCAUAUUGAAGAAUAAUGAAAUGCUGACUUGGCCAGAGAAAGUGAAAUUUGCAAUUGGGCUCCUUCCAGCAAUGAUUGGUGGGCAAGCUUAUGUUGAGGCUCAAGAUGGUUUAAGUGUGACACAGUGGAUGAGGAAUCAGGUUUGACAGAAAACUGAAGAACACAUAUGAUCACUUACUCUUCAGCAGAAGUCCCCUUCUAAGUGUGUAUGCUGACAUGUCUGUGACAUGUAAAGUAAACAUUGUCAUUGAUGGCUAUCUAUUUCGUUGUUCUACCUCAACUUAUGUUUCUUUAAGCCAACAGUUGGUUUUUGCCCCUGCAGAAGAGUGGAUUUCAAGAAGCAACUCCAAAAUUAUUGAUGCUACGAUGAAGGAACUUGCUAAACUUUUUCCAGAUGAAAUCUGCAGAUCAGAGCAAAGCGAAAAUCUUAAAGUAUUACGGUGUUAAGACACCAAGGUUAGACUCAAAACUAAGAGGUCUGUAUACAAAACCACUCCAAAUUGUGAACCAUGCCGUCCUUUGCAAAGAUCUCCUGUAGAGGGGUUCUAUCUAGCAGGUGACUACACAAAGCAAAAGUAUUUGGCCUCAAUGGAAGGUGCUGUUCUUUCAGGGAAGCUUUGUGCACGGUCCAUUGUACUGGAUUACAAAUUACUUGUUUCUUCGGGGGAAAGGAAGUUGGCAGCGGCAACUCUUUGAUUACAUAAUUGGUAUUAGAUUUUGCGAGGCACUGAGAAUCACCUAGAGAUUGGUUGCUACUCAAAAACAAAGUGGUAUAGUAUUUCAGCGAUCUUGAUAUCAUUAGUUCAUUGCCCCAUAAAAAUUGGUAAUCUCUACAAAGACAGCUUCCUGAACUCUUCAAAAGUUUAUAUCCUUAAGUUCUAUCAUUAGUCAUUUUGUAGUUAGUUAAUAGCUAUCUUUAUUGGCAUUACGAUUAAGCCACUUCUGUCUCCUUUCGUUUUUCUUUCUACUGUUCUCUCUCUCUCUCUCUUUAAUGUGUUGUAUAGUCCAGCCUUCAAUGUGGGGCUGUCUUCAGACUGC